CUUUUAGUCUGUAAUUAUUAUAAAGCAUACGUCAGCAGAUAUCCACCCAUUUGAGACAGACAGAGGAGCAGAGGGAUGUCCUGCAGGGUCACACAGAUCUGACUGCCCAGAUCAGACGUGGAGACCCAGGAAUAGGAGCAGGACUGGGAGCAGGAACAGGACUAUCCUCCUCCACGCUGAGUCAGUGCCACGACGCUGACCCACUCCUCUCCCCGGCAGGGCAGCCUCUGCUCCGAUAAGAAGCAUCCUAUGCGAUUCUGCUCAAGAUGGCGGUGCAGGCAGCGGAAAACGACGGAAUAGUGUUGAAGAAUGUGGAAGAUGACCACCUGAACGACUCCCUGGGGAAUCCCGGCCUCAUCUCCCCGGACAAGGAGGAUUUGUCACGUCUCCUGACCGUGCCAUUCAGCGGACGCAUCCGGGGCGGCAUGCGUCCAGGGAAGAAGAUCAUAGUGAUGGGCAUUGUUGACCUGGAGCCAGACAGCUUCGAUGUGAGCCUGACCUGUGGACGGGAUUCAGAGAAGGGGGAGUCUCCGUACGAUGUGGCCCUGAAACUCACCGCCCGCUUCACUGACCGCCAGUUCCUGCGCAAUGCCCGAGUGUCUGGGAAAUGGAUGGAGGAGGAGGCGUCCACUGCCUAUUUUCCAUUCAUCCCUGAUCAGCCUUUUAGGAUUGAGAUCCACUGCGAGCACCAGAGGUUCCGGAUAUUCGUGGAUGGACACCAGCUUUUUGACUUUUAUCACAAAGUGAAAUCUUUGCCAUCUAUCGAUACAGUACGGAUACAAGGAGAUCUACAGAUCACCAAGCUCGGCUAAGUUCCCACUCCAGCUCUCCAAGUCGUGUGCAAAGCAAGGACUUGAUCACAGAUGCACACACACAUGAGCCUAUGACAUCACCAUCAGUAUCAUCAACUAUAACCCAUCAUGCAACACUGCAGCAGCGUAGCAACUGGAACAUAAGCUCUGGCUGCGACAACGUAGGGUUCUUCUGCUCGAUUCCAUUUACUUCUAUCCAUUCCUUUGCAUUGAACCAGGAUCUGAUAUGAAGAAGCUUUGUGAGUGAAUGUGUUUUGCUCCAUUUUCAGGUAUUUGUCUUUGUAGCCCCAUUUAUGUCGGAUCAGGGAUCUCACGGUUUAUUAAUAGUACUUUCCCUCUAUGUUGAAUCCUCUUGGGAUGCAGAGGCAGGUGUGGAAUACUCUCAAAGAUGGAAAAAUUACUCAGGAAAAUAUAUGAAAGCAAACUGUUGCUGCUGUGUGAAAACCUCUAAAUUUGGUGAUAACUGCUUAAAAUGAAUUUAUUUACUUUUUAAGUCUAUAGUUAGUUGUUCAACUUGUGGGCAUAAAAAAAUUGGAAAGUUGAAGGUGUCCAGUCAUCCUGUUGGACAUCCAGGAUUUUCACAGAACCGUAACAGAGCUGGUGUAUUAUUUUGCAGUAUUGGACCUAAACAGUGUUUGGCUAUUGAUUCUGAACCAUCAUUAAUUCCCAAAAGAGCCGAAACAUGAAAAAAUGGCAGCUGUUUAAAGCCUUUGGAUGAGAUGACAGAUCUUCAGACUGUAAGCUUUUUUUUUUUUUUUUUUUUUCAGAAAUCUUUGAACUCUGUCAUAAUCUAUCUGUGUUAGAUCUUGAGUGGUGUUUUCUUUGUAUGGUGUCUCUCCAUCUCUGUAGGCACUCCCCUGCUCUCCCAUGGGUUUAUUCCAGUUGUCAUGGUAACACGCUGCAGCCUUGCCGACCUAAAUUUCCCCCCAAAUGAGGAUUAUAUCACAACAAGGAGAAAACAUCCAUGCUAUAUUCCACAUGCAUUGGUAUUUCCACAUUUGCUGCAGCUGUUCUCCUGUAGGUCCUGGUUCUGUUUACACUUUUUGGUGGAGUGAGUAGAGAAGACGCUUUUAAAUGACUUAAACUGAACUCUGCUCUUUGCUCACAUUAACACUUUUUUCAUCCAAACCUCAUCAAAACUGUACAGGCGUAUGAUGCAACAACUCUUCUAGCAUAGAAAAUACAUAUUAGUUCAAAACUUCAACUUUUUCUGUUUAAGUGUGCAGAUGGCGGACAAGUGCUAAGCUAAAUGAACUUAAAGUCCCAUUGGGUGUUCAGUCGGAGCUGGAUCUGAUGGUACUCUGAAUGUACAGUAUUCACCUUUCUCGUAGCAUAGAAGAUAUAGUGAUGCACAGGAAUAUUACGCAACUCACAGUUCUUGGUGGUAUGACUGGUGCUGUUCUAGUCCAUUUUCUUCACAGUUUGUCUUGUGUGUUUGUGUUUCCUGAAUCAUUCCACUGCAGUGUCUUUACAUGGAGGCAGAUACAGAGGUACUAUACAUUUACAUUCUUGCGCAAAAUGACAGUAGGUUUUUACAAGUAAGACACAUGAAUUCUGUGAACUGCAUGUUUUGUUUUGUUUUUUAAAUAACCAUGCCACACAGGACAUCUUUAUCAUCCACUAAGGCAGAAAGGAAGCUAUAAUAAAUGCACAGUAGAAGCAGAGGCUACACAUUAACAUUAAAAUAUGAAGUCUUAAGGUGCUCUGAUUACACUAUGCUCUGUGAUAACACUAGCUUGGAAUUUUAUACCAUUUCCUCUGUUUCACAUACAGUGGAUGGCAGUAAAACUUAAGUUUGGAAUAUCUGCUCCUAUCAGUUGUGCUGCUCCUAAAUAGUCAUGGUUUAUUUCCCUAAGAAAUAGAAAAAUAGACAAAACAAAGCAGUGUUGGUAGGGUAUUUGAUAGACUUCCAUGUGCUGUAAUACUGCAGUAUUCAGUGUUGAUCUAAACAAGCAAUGAAGAUAUUCUCGUCACAUUUUCUUGACAAAAGCCAUGAUGUCUGUGCAAGACAGAUGCAGUGUUUACUUGACCUCUCGCUGAUUGCAGCAGCUUUCAGUAAAGUCACCUUUUAGAUUACGAAGACCAAGAUGCAGAGAUGUUACUGAGCGUAGAUGCAUGCACUGAGUAUUUAUUAGUUCCUUUCACACAGCAAUAAUGAAGUUGAACUGACUUGUUUUGGAGCAGAACCAGUUUUCUCCCACUUGGUCAGACAGGGUCUUCCUGAAUUCCAGAGCGCUUUUUUUUUUUUUUUUUUUUUUUACGCAUGACAGGCACUGGUUUAUUCUAGUCACAAACAGGAAGUGAGUACAGUUUGGUAUUCGAGGGCAGUGGGAAGUUCAUCUGCACCAGUGUGAUGCAUCAUUACUCCAGUAUUACAGCAGAAUUGUACAAAUGUGUAAUUGUUUUGAAAGGUAUUUUGUUGGAAUCAGUUUUUGUGUUGCUGUUUGUUAUAUUCACCAGUGACCAUCUGCCGGUAUCACCACAGUUUCCUAUAUUUACAUGUAAAUAUACAAAGAUUGCUCAGCAGUUUCAUUUGGCACAAACAAUGGAUGAAUUUGGCAUCUCUAUUCUCUUCUGUACUGUCAUUUGUUAUUGGAUGCAGUUGACACUUGACAGGAAUGCUGCUGUUGCAAGGAAUUAUGGGGGAGGGAGAUGAGAACAUCAAGAUUUUGUGAACUAAAGGGCAUGAACCAGGGAGCACUUUGUGUGAGCGUGUUUGUGAUGUAUUGUGACCUGGGAGUGUGUUUAGCUGAACAUAGUGCAGUCUGCCUCUGUGUUUUUGUUUUUCUGGUACGGUUCUCAGUUUUCCAGAUGUGAACAAGCACAGUGUGUUCUCCCAACAGAUUUGCUGCAGGUACAUUAUAAACAGUAAAGGCAUUUUUUUUUUUUUUUUGUACUAUUGGUCGACCUGGUGGUUUCAUACUGAUGCCACAAGUUGCUGAUGUUAUUUGAGAGCUAAUACAACCUGAUACAUGUGCUUGUGUACACUUUAUCCUUAAUAUCGAGUGUUAAAAAUGUUAAUCUCCUCAUGAUCCCAAGGCUGACUUUACAGGACACAGUUUAGAGAUUAAUAAUAAUUUUCACUCUUAACUAUUAGGCCUGUGUUAAUGGUUCCACAACCCUUUAAAAUAUAACUAGUAAAAAGCUGAAUGUCAUUAUCUUCCUGAUUGUAACCUGAUGUUAAACAUGGAGGUGGGAACAGUGUUGAAUUUCACUUCAGGACCCUCUCCUUCUGACUGUUGACAUGGAAAUUUCGGAUUUUUACCCUUUCUCUUCUGUCAAAUUGACGCCAUCUGACCUAAAAGAGUUUAUUUGACCCAAGUCUGUAUGUAUGUUACCUUGUUUUUGGACUUUGGAUGUACAUAUUUAUGAACACGGCUUAGCAGGGUUUGUUUUUACGUGACAAAACUGUGCUAAGCUGAGUUUUCAACAGAAAGCAUUUUGUUGUGCAUGUGUUGUCUAAGAUAGUACCUGGCGAUUUCGUAAAAAUGAAAGAUUGAUUUAAUAUAUUGCCAGUUGUAUUUUUUUCCCCACUCAAGCAUGUUAAUUUUUUUUCUCUCCCAUCUAACAGAUAUCUUUUAAGGGCAGUUGUUCCCUUAUGGUUGCGUUUCCUGUUCCUUUUUAGUAUUUAUAAAGACUCCAGUUUAGUGCUAACCUUGAUGGGGAAUUUACAGUAUACAAGCAUUUCCUUAAAAGUGUUAAAACCCAAUGGCAGCCGUGUGAAACAUCUGUUUAUGAAGUAUCCUCUGUAAGGUUGAUCUGUUGCUGAUGUUUUGUGUGGUUGUAAAAUCAUGUUAUCGUUUCUAUUUAUUCAACUUUACUAACAGGGUUUACGUGGAAAAAUCAUACCUACCUACUGUACUGGUAUCCGUAUUAAUUUUUGUUGUUCAUAUGAGGGCGUCUUAAAGAUGCUUUUUUUUUUUUUUUUUCUUUUUUUUAAAAGAUGGAAGUGUUUCUUUGGUUCUGGGAAUCUUUUAAAAAGUAUAUUUAUCUUUAAAAAGUGUAACCAGAGGCAUUUAAGUAUCAAAACAUGUAUGGGCGAACUGUUUCACGUAGAUGAGUUUUCAGUUUACAAGAUGCAGGCUCGUGGGGGUUUUGUGAUUAGUGAAUCAAGGUUAAAAUAAUUUCAAUGUGAGUGUUUUCCGUGAUGUAGGUUUGAGGAUCACCAGAGUGUUGGCUGUUGUAAGUUUCAUCUUCAGAGAGUCUUUUCAUCUUGCCAAUCAUCACACAGACCCACUCAGUGCUGUUUGAUCUGCUGCUGUUUUCCACUCGAGCAGCCACAAAAAAGCUGCUCCCCACAAGCACUUCCAUUUACAACGACUCAGAUUUCUAAAGCGAUCACACUUGACUUUGUGUCUCUUUGUGGACUGAAACAGUACUGAGGGGAAAACGGUACAGAUUCUAUUGUGUGAGUUGUCUUUGAAAUGCUUUUUUUCUCCACAUGCUUUUGUAAAAACAGCUACUUUGCAAACCAAUAAACUUCUCAUCUUGGAACAUUA
Molecule: messenger RNA, 5311 nt
Organism: Sphaeramia orbicularis (orbiculate cardinalfish)
Lineage: Eukaryota; Metazoa; Chordata; Actinopteri; Kurtiformes; Apogonidae
Gene: lgalslb
Product: lectin, galactoside-binding-like b
Exons: 5
Coding region: 267-812 (181 amino acids)
Molecular function (GO): carbohydrate binding
Source: RefSeq, a predicted model, not a curated record